Molecule: messenger RNA, 1368 nt
Organism: Nerophis lumbriciformis (worm pipefish)
Lineage: Eukaryota; Metazoa; Chordata; Actinopteri; Syngnathiformes; Syngnathidae
Gene: clrn2
Product: clarin 2
Source: RefSeq, a predicted model, not a curated record
UUAUUUAUUUUAUUUUAUUUUUUAAAUAUCACCCUUCGACACUUCCGCCUUACUUACCCAAAUGGGAAAUGUAAACAAAGCGUAACCUUUGGGAUUGAAAUGAACCACAUAUCUCAUUCUGACUCAAAUUAACCAUGCUUGCAUGGUUUUUAUAAGUUCACCGAUUAGACGAUGCACUUGUAAAGGUUAUUUAUAGAUUUAUAGCUUAUGAUUGGAUGCAGGACUGGAAAAAAAAGAGGACCAGCAGGAGCAAGCAGGAUAGAGUUUCUCCUCGUAAGGGAUCCUUUUGACCGCCAUAGAUUCUGUUUCUCCUCGUCAAUGACUCACCGGAGCAACACAGCUCACUCGGCGAAACAUUACAACGAUUCAUUUUCUAAUUCAACCAAUAUAGGGUAAACUCAUGGUGGAGGCCGGGGGCUGUCCGCGGUCGCUCCCCGGCGUCGUGAUCCCUCUCCCGGGGAGACAUGGACUCGUCGUAGGAUGCCUUCGCUGUGGAAACGGAUAAGUUUCUCCGCCGCCUCGGCGCUCUGUGUGGGCUCCGUGGUCCUGCUGCUUGCGGCCCUGUCCACGGAGCGAUGGGUCACCGGACGCAUCUUGUGCAAAACGGGGGCCGAGAUCGUAAACGCGUCGAGCCCGGAGCUGGACCUGUUCACCGGGGACGUAUACUACGGUCUGUUCCGCGGAGGGAAGACCAAGAGGUGUGGACUCGGAACAAGACGCUCCAAAAUCCACAUCUUCCCGAAGCUUGUACGCACGUUGAACGGUGGCCUUCACGUGAUGGUGAUCCUCUUCCUACUGGCGGCCAUGUGCUUUGCGGUGGUCAGUCUGUCCUUCAGCAUUUACAACGCGCGCAGAGUCCCCUACCAGAGUAUCAAAGGUCACAAGGGACUGUACCUGUGGAACUUCAUCGCUGCUGUGUUCGGCACUCUGGCAGUGCUAUGCUUCCUGGCGGCCAUGAGGCACCACAGCCUCACAGAGCGUGUGGCCAACUACCGGGAGAACCUCUUCGUCCUGGUGGUCCUGGACGACAGCGUGGGCUGGUCCUUCUGGCUGAGCGUCGCAAGCGUGGCGACUCACAUUGUCGUCUGCGGCGUGGUGGCGAUGAGUCGCAUCAAGCUGCCCAAACCAGAGGUCAAGAUGCCCGACCAGCCCACCAUCUCUGCUCUGGACCUGCUCUACUGACCUAAUCAAAGAUGGUGCCAGCGAUGUGUUGUUGUUGUUUUGCCCGUUUGCUGUUGUUGAUAUGAGAUUUCCCCAUGGAAAAAUGCCAAGACGACAGGACUUUAAAUGAGGACUUUCAAAUAAAUACUGGCAAUUUUGGACUUUGAAAGAACCGAAUCAGUGAUAUAAAGACUAUUUUCAAACGAA